Messenger RNA from Myxocyprinus asiaticus (Chinese sucker), 1354 nucleotides. RefSeq names its product major histocompatibility complex class I-related gene protein-like. Gene Ontology annotation, biological process: immune response. The transcript has 8 exons. The record is from RefSeq and is a predicted model, not a curated record. NCBI's taxonomy places the organism in Eukaryota, Metazoa, Chordata, Actinopteri, Cypriniformes, Catostomidae. Bases 117 to 1151 code for a protein of 344 amino acids. Gene Ontology annotation, cellular component: external side of plasma membrane.
CAACAUAUUUAAGCGAUCGCACAGAGACAUUUCACCAGUCCACGGGCGACUUAAGAGAAGUCAGAGAUAAAUAGUCAGGCUGAAUUCUAGAGAACAAAUUUCAGUCCAAAUCAAACAUGCAGUCCUUGCUGCUUCUGCUGCUCGAAGUUCAUCUCGCAUAUGCUGGAACCCACACCUACCAGUACUUCUACACUGCAACAUCUGGGUUACCAAACUUCCCAGAAUUUGUGGCAGUUGGUAUGGUGAAUGGAGAGCAAAUUAAUUACUAUGACAGCAGCACCAUGGAGGCACUAGUUAAGGCAGAUUGGGUAAAGGGGAUUGUGGAUCCAACUGAAUGGAAAAAUAUUUGGCUUGGUACACAGCAGUGGUAUAAAGCGAGCGUUCCAAUUCUGAAAAAUCGCUUUAAUCAAAGUGAUGCAGGUGUACACACAGUCCAGAACAUGUACGGCUGUGAAUGGGAUGAUGAGACUGGAGCAACAAAUGGUUUUAAUCAGCAUGGUUAUGAUGGAGAAGACUUUCUGAAUCUGGAUUUGAAGGAUCUGAGAUGGAUUUCACCAGUGCAGCAAGGACUCAUCACCACACAGAAGUGGAACAAUAACAAAGCUAAUCUUGAGGGUCGCAAACAGUACCUCAACACUGUGUGCAUUGAGUGGCUGAAGAAAUACGUGCAGUAUGGAAAGAGCAGCCUGGAGAAAACAGUCUCUCCUCAGGUGUCUCUGUUGCAGAAGGAUCACUCUUCUUCAGUCACGUGUCAUGCUACAGGUUUUUACCCCAGUGGAGUAACAAUCACCUGGAUGAAUAACGGACAGGAGCAUCAUGAGGAUGUGGAGGUUGGUGAACUUCUUCCCAAUGAGGACGGAACCUUCCAGAAGACGAGCACACUCAGAGUUACACCUGAUGAGUGGAAGAAGAACAAGUUCAGCUGUGUGGUGGAACACAAGGGCAUCAUCAAGGAAGAGAAUGAGAUCAGGACAAACAAUGGAAAUUCUCUUCCCAUUGGCAUCAUUGUUGGCGUUGUUGCUGCUGUCGUUCUGUUGAUUGUCAUGGCUGGCAUUGGUUAUAAGAUCUAUCAGAAGAAGAAAGGCUUCAAACCUGUCAACGGCUCUGAUGAUGGAUCUAACAGUUCAGCUCAUGCAGAGCCACAUGCAUAAAGAUGUAAGUGAGACACCAGAUGCGUGAGAGGGAUGAAGUUAACCUGCUGUCAGUCUUGUGUACAAAAUGUCUCAUGCACAGGAUCACAGAUUUUUGAAUUAAAUACAAUUAAAUGUUUUUAUUUGUUUGUGGUGGGAUUGAUCUGUUUUAUGAUUCUUCACUACGGUAAUUACAUGUAAAAAAUAUAUUGUUUUGUACACUU